Messenger RNA from Sorex fumeus (smoky shrew), 441 nucleotides. Its product is annotated as phospholipase A2, minor isoenzyme-like. The transcript is spliced from 4 exons. Gene Ontology annotation, biological process: fatty acid biosynthetic process; arachidonate secretion; phospholipid metabolic process. NCBI's taxonomy places the organism in Eukaryota, Metazoa, Chordata, Mammalia, Eulipotyphla, Soricidae. Bases 1 to 441 code for a protein of 146 amino acids. Gene Ontology annotation, molecular function: phospholipid binding; signaling receptor binding; calcium ion binding. The record is from RefSeq and is a predicted model, not a curated record.
AUGAAGCUGCUCGUACUGGCCGCCUUGUUCACAGUGGACUGUCUCAGCACCCUCAACGCACAAAGUAUUCCGCAGUUCGGCAAAAUGAUCUCGUGCCUGAUCCCUAGCAUGAACCCUCUGAAAUUUAACAAGUACGGCUGCUACUGUGGCGUGGGCGGAUACGGCACCCCCGUGGACGAACUGGACAGGUGCUGCCAGACACAUGACGACUGCUACGGCCAAGCAGUAAAGCUGGGACACUGCAGCUCUGUCCUGGAACACCCCUACUUCAAGUGGUACUCCUACUCGUGCACCAAGUCCGAGGUCACCUGCAGCAGCAAGAACAAUGCUUGCGAGAAUUUCCUCUGCCAUUGUGACCGUGCUGCUGCCAUGUGCUUUUCCAAGACCCCAUAUGACAAGAAAUACAAGAACCUGAACAGAAAUCAGUACUGUAAGAAAUGA